This is a messenger RNA of Trichobilharzia regenti, 768 nucleotides long. The record is from the annotation of a GenBank genome assembly. NCBI's taxonomy places the organism in Eukaryota, Metazoa, Platyhelminthes, Trematoda, Strigeidida, Schistosomatidae.
AUGGCAGAAUUUCGAAUGCCUCGGUCAAUGAUGGAAAACACAAUGUUAAACUCAGAUGGCUACAUAAAACUGAUAGAUUUUGGGGCGUCUAAGCGUUGGGAACACAGUAAUUCAAGGACAUGGACUAUUUGUGGCACGACUGUAUACUUAGCACCAGAAUCGUUUAGCGGCAACGGCUAUAACUUCCUCGUUGAUUGGUGGGCACUCGGAAUUCUCUGCUUUGCUAUGAAGUUUGGAAAAUUUCCCAAAAAUGUAUAUGACGAUAUUUUUACGAUGAGCAGCCCCAUAAGUUAUCAUAGUCAUUUGGAGAAAAGUGGGGAUUCCUUCAAGGAAUUCAUCCAAAAGCUUCUUCAAAAAAACCCACAAGAAAGAAUAUAUGGCUGUGCAAAUAUACAACUAUUGGAUUUCUUCGCCGGUAAAAUAAAUUUUGCUACAGUGGAAAGUCAUCAGUACGACCCAAGAAUAUUCUUCACUAACGAAGACAUUGCUAAACUGCCAGAUGGAUCACUGAAAAGACGGAUACUACGAGAUCAUCAAAAUUCAGACAGCAAUUUAUACAAUUCAGACAACUUUAAUUCUUCCCACUAUGAUGAACAUCACUCAUCAAAACAAACAGGUAACAGUAAAGAAACAUCCAGAAACUACCAAUGUUCAAAAGACCCACCAUUAAAAAAUUCGAAACAUUCUAAAGCUAAAGCAAACGAAGAGGAUACGGAGGCAGAAAAUUUAACACAAAAGUGUAUGAUACCCAAGAAAAUGUCUGGAUAA